AUGGUCGGUAAGCAAGAGGAUGGCGGAACGGUAACGACUGGCACCAGCGCAUCAGCCUGCACCACCGCCAUCUCAUCCGGCACGACGAACGACCUCCUCGACUCGAGACGAUGCAGCGCUGCUCUGCCGCCACCGGACGAACAACAACCCGGACCAUCCGCACCUGUCAUUUCCACUAAAGAUGAAGUUAUCGUUGAAACUAGUGAUGGAGGUUUGGUUAGUUUUCUUUGA
Molecule: messenger RNA, 231 nt
Organism: Cylicostephanus goldi
Lineage: Eukaryota; Metazoa; Nematoda; Chromadorea; Rhabditida; Strongylidae
Source: the annotation of a GenBank genome assembly